Messenger RNA from Acipenser ruthenus (sterlet), 6231 nucleotides. RefSeq names its product zinc finger and BTB domain-containing protein 39-like. Gene Ontology annotation, biological process: regulation of immune system process; negative regulation of transcription by RNA polymerase II; regulation of cytokine production. The record is from RefSeq and is a predicted model, not a curated record. The transcript is spliced from 3 exons. Lineage: Eukaryota; Metazoa; Chordata; Actinopteri; Acipenseriformes; Acipenseridae. The coding region runs from base 177 to 2492 and encodes 771 amino acids. Gene Ontology annotation, molecular function: protein binding.
AAACGAUUUUCAUCAAGAAAACAAAGCCUUUCUGCUUCAAUACAUCACUUCCUCGGUAACGGUAAUGCAAGGCUGGUUUGUGUAUGUGCGGUAUGCGAGUGUGUACACAUACCGUUUAGCAGUGGUUACAUGGUUGAGCUGAGGAGGCGGUGAGCAGGAAGCAGCAGAGAGCGGAGAUGGGCAUGAGAAUCAAGCUGCAGGGGGCGGAGCAUCCCACCAACCUGCUGAAAGAGCUCAACCAGUGCCGCCUGUCCGAGUCCAUGUGCGACGUGCUCCUGCUGGUGGGCAACCGGACCUUCGCUGCCCACAAGGCCGUGCUGGCCUGCGCCGCGGGCUACUUCCAGAACCUGUUCACCACCGCCGGCUCGGACAGCGCCCGCACCUACAUGGUGGACUUUGUCGCGCCCGCCAACUUCGAGAAGAUCCUCAACUUCAUCUACACCGCGGAGCUCUUCACCGACCUCAUAAACGUGGGGGUCAUAUACGACGUGGCCGAGCGUUUGGGGGUCAGGGAGCUCAUCAAGGCCUGCCACGCCACGUUCCCCGACCUGGAUGCGGCUGCUUCUAACAAGCACCCCGCAGAUGCCACGCGACCGUCCUGCAAUCGUUCGCCGCCACCCUGCAGCGGAGACCCCAGCCAGGCUGGCGAGGGGGCGAGUGGCAGGAACGGGAAUAUCACACCCGCUGCGGCUGGGGCUACUGCCUUGCUGCCUUCUUUAGCUUCUGCUGUGGUUCAGGCUGAAGAGACGAGGAACCCGCCAGUGGAAAAGGCUAGCUCCAGUGUGCUCCCACUGGUAACCACCAAAGCAGAGGAUCAGGAUUCCUUGAUGGAGUACAGCCAAGCGGCCAAUUCUGUGAGUUCGCAGAAGCAGCAAUCUCCCUCUGCCUUAUCUGUAAACCUGGUGGACAGCCAGCCGCUGCAGCAGAAAGCUACCACCGCAAACCACAACCUGAAAGUACCUCCUUCCCACACCCUCAACCCCACACCGCAGCCGUUCAAGACGGAAGAGGAGAGCCAAGACGAGCUGGGCUUCUUCGCGCCCGAUGCGUACGUCGCUGACGAUGCCACCUCAAACAGCAACACCUGCCUAAGCGGGGAGAACUGCAAGGAACGGCUGUCCGCCGGCAACCAGCAAAUGGACGCCGUCCACUUUGAAAGCUGUUACGAUGACGGGGACCUCUACUUUGACGAUAGCGCGGAGGAUCAGAUGGGCCCACCCGGGGAGGUGAUAGAGCUGAGUGACGACGACGACAGCGAGGAUGAUCUGGUCUACAUUGAGAACGGAGACCCCGGGGCCCGCCAGGGCAAGACCACGCCCUGCAAGGUGUGCGGAAUGGUUCUGGAGCCCAACAUCAACGUGAUCCGAGACCACGGGGAGACGCACCUGGAUGAGUCCGGAGCCUGCAGGGUCUGCAGCGCCAAAUUCCCUGACCGCAACUCCCGGCUGACCCACGUGCUCUCCCAUAUCGGGAUCCUGCUGUUCUCCUGCGACAUGUGCGAGGAGAAGUUCUGCACACAGUGGCAGCUGGCCCUGCACCGCCGGAGCAAUUCCGUCGAGACCAACAUCAUCGUCCAGCCCAACGCCUCCAUCUCUGGGGACCUCAUCGCGGCCAACGGCGGACCAGUCAAGGAAAUCCAGUGCGGAGCCUGCGCGAAAGCCGUGAGCAAGGACUUUCAGGUGGUCCGAGAACACAUCCUGGAGCACCUGAAUGUGAAGACGCUGAGCUGCCGUGUCUGUGAGCGCCCCCAGCAGUCCCUCUGCGGCCUCAUGUGGCACUCCCUGAGCCACGUGGGGCUUUCCAUCUUCUCCUGCGACGUCUGCGCCUGCAGCUUCGUGGACAAGGACCUCCUGGAGAAACACCUGGCACUCCACAGGGGGCGAGAGGAAGGCCGGCCCCUCCUCAAAUGCUUCCUCUGCCCUCAAGGCUUCCUCUCCCACUCGGCUUACCAGUACCACCUCAGCUUGCACAGCAAGGAGCUGGGCCCGGAUGGCUACCAAAAAAUGGCGGAGCUCAACCUCAUGCAGAGUCGGAAGAGGAAAGCGGACCAGCUCCUAGACUCUUCUUCGUGUUCCUCCUCCCCGCUGGAGAGCUCCACGGCUUCCCUCGUCCUCCCUCUGCAGGACAGCCUAGGGGCGGGGGCCAUGAGGACCAAGUGGUACCGCUGCAAGUUUUGUGGCAAGCGCUUCGCCCAUUCGGGGGAAUUCACCUACCACCUCCGGAUUCACACCGGGGAGAAACCUUUCCAGUGCAAGAUCUGCUCAAGGUUCUUCCGGGGGCGGUCGACCAUGAUCUGUCACCUCAAGACCCACUCGGGGGCCCUCAUGUACCGCUGCACGAUCUGCGGACACUACUUCUCCACCCUCAAACUGGUGACCACUCACAUGGAGCUGCACAAGGACGUCCUCCCCCCCGAUUUCAACAUCGAGCAGACCUUCAUGUACAGCGACCACACGAAAGAGCCCCUGCCUUGUCCGGACAGUUCGUUUUAGUGCUGUCCUUGAGGGGUGUGCUGAGACUCUGACUCGGAGUUGCCUUUAAGAAGGAUUUUAUCAGCAGGUAUUAAAUAAAUCAGUUUGUCAACGUGUUGAUUUCAAAACGAGAACAGGUAUCCUUCCCUCACCUUUACAAUCGAGUACCAAUCAGUGACGAUUACCGUCCGCAUUGAGUGUUUUAAAAGCCGGUUGGAAGCAGUACAAAUGCCAGCGCCCCGGAUGAAAGGGACAUGCUCUUCCAGUCAGAGUAUCAGCACACCCCUAGUUAUCUUUUUGUGUUUUUUUUUUUUUUGCUUUUCUGGGUAAUGCUUUAUUUUAAGUGUUAAUUAGUUAAGCAGUUAGUCAGUGUACUACAGGAUUGUUAUAAAGUCUUUUAGGGGCUAGACCGCAGUCGAGUGAAGGUGUGGCAGUAGUAUUGGGCUUGGAGCAGGGAAGUUUAAUAGGUAGCUCUCCAAGUUGAAUCAGUUUCGGUCCGGCGCUAUUUACUGUAUUAACCCAUUAAGUUGAAUUGAGCCCAACCCUGAUUGUCUGAGUGAAAUAAUAUGGACAUUUUACACCUCUGGUUUCAGUUUUCUAGACCGCGACAAAAGCUUUUGUAUCGUCAACCACUGCUGUUUAUCAAAGAUACCCACCUUGUAUUUAACCACAGAGUAAUUGCAAAAUGAAAGCAGCUAGGUGUGAUUGAAAGUAUUUUUAAAAAAAGAAAGACAUGUAACAAAUUUAAAGGGUUAUAAGAAGUAUUUUUAUUCAGACUUUGUGUCUUUUUGAAGUUCAGGGUAUUUUCCCACCCUUUUAAUUAGAAAAAUAUUCACAUUAUUUUUGGCACUUUAGUUGGUUUUGGUAUAGUUAGUUUGAAUAUUUUAAAAUGUGUUUGAAUCCUGAUAAAAGGGACAGUUUUUUAUAUAUACAGUUGUAGUCUAAAGCUUACAUACCCCAAUGGAAAUUUAUAAUUUCUAGAAAUUUCUCGAAAACAAAUAAUUAUUGGAAAAAUCUUUUGAGCAACAGUUUUGCUUUUGUGGAUGAGGAAUAAAAAGUUACAAGAAAUGGAGGUCCACAAUGAUUUAUUUCAGCAAUUCUUUUGCAAAACACCAAACAUGCUAAUUCCAAAGUAUUCAUACCCUGACAAGGAAAAUGAAAUUAACAGCUAGUUGAGGCACUUUUUAGCAAUAAUAACCUCUUUUAAACGAUUAGGAUAUUUAUCAUUGAUUUUUGACCAUCCUUCAACGCAAAAUUGUUCCAGUCCAAUCAAAUUCUUGGUAUGAGUUGAAGAAGGCUGUGCACAAGAGAAGUCCUCAGAAUUUGAAAAAAGUAUUAAUUUUCCUUGUCAGGGUAUGAAUACUUUGAAAUUAGCAUGUUUAGAGUUUUGCAAAAAAAAAUGCUGAAAGGCAUCUAUUUCUUGUAACUUUUUUUUCCUCAUCCACAAAAGCAAAACUUUUGCUACAAAAGAUUUUUUCCUAAAAUUCUUUGUUUUCUAGAAAUUUGUAGAAAUUAUAAAUUUCCAUUGGGGUAUGUAAACUUUUGACUACUACUGUAUAUAUAAAUAUAUAUGUAUCAUAAAAAAAACAAAGCAAAGAUUUACCAGGAAUGAAAGAUUGACAUUUUCUUACCUCUCACUAGUAUAUCAUCGUAAGCGCUCCUCUUCCUUCCUGUGUUCCAGAUAACAGGGGCCAACUCCAACACGAACACAGAAAGUGGGUGUAAGAUAAGGAAGGAAGUGAUAUAUAGAGGGAUGCUUUGGCUUCAUUGAACUCCAGAAUCAUGGCUUUACAACCGGAUACCCCAAAAACCUGUUUAGUUUUUAUUUGAACAGAUUUGUUGGUUUGUAGUGUAAUUAGUUUGAAGGUGUACAUUUCAUGGAAUAGCAAGCGCUGGGUUACAUCAAAAUUGACCACAAUGGAAUAAUAAUAAUAAUAAUAAUAACAGUAAUAAUGUGUUAGACCAAGCUGGUCUGUAAUCCUUACCAAUUUCUCAUCUUGGUGCUAAUAUAGACACCAGUGUACCAAAGUGAAACAUCCCUAUCCUAAUUCUCUUGAAUUUUAUCCAGCUUCCUCCUUCUCUCAGCCUCCUGUUGCGUUCAGUGUUUGCAGUCCACUCCCUGCAUUCUCAAUGUCGCAUUCGCUUUGCAUCCCACUGGCCCUCUGAACAGAGCAAAGCCCAAGGCAAGGAGAUUGAGAGACAGACUGGUGUCAUGUAUCCAGAUGUGAAGCAGAGCAGGUCUUUAAUCUAAUGCAAGGCGACAUGUUUGCUGGCUGGCUUGCUUACCAGCUAGCAGCAAGAGUACUGUUAACAGCAGAUCUAUUUAAGAAAUGUUUGUCAUGGCCCUCAGCUCGACACCCCUUUACUAAAACUCUAAACUAAUGUGAUACCUUAAUGUAAUUUUCCAGGAAUGGUAUAAGACUCCCAUUGCAUAGGUUUGAUCCAUUCCUGGUUUUACUGUGAGUUUAAUAAGACACACCUGAGCUUGUUGCCUGUGUACACUGUGGCUAAUCAAGUUUGUAUUAAAACCUGGAGUGAGUGAAACUGCUAUGCAAUAGGAGUCUUAUUUCCAUCCCUGGUUUGAGGCUUUUAUUUAAGUGUGCAAUUGUGUCUGCUCUUGUCAAACUAUGCCCGCCACACUGUGGGGGGGAAGCAGGUACUGUCUGCAUAGAUUAGAUAAGGGGUCUGCAAGCCUCGUCCUGGAGAGCCCCUAUCCAGCAGGUUUUAUAGGUGUCGUUACAUCAUCAGUGGCUAAAGAUCUGGAACACCUGUUAGUCUUGACUAUUUAAGCCAAUAAUUGGUUCGAUUAAGUAACAGAGAGAUUGGUUGAAAUGAAAACCAGCAGCCCCAGUAGCUCUCCAGGACCAGGGUUGGAGACCCCUGGAUUAGAUCGAGCACGCCUCCUGAAAUUGAAAUUCACAUUUUGUGACCGGUUUAAGGCAUGUGCAUUCAGUAACUCCUGUGUUUGUCUCACGUGUGCUGUUCUGUGCUAGAGGCUGAGUAAAGGCUGGUUUCAUAAUCAAUAACUUGUAUGAGAUAAAACCGCAAUAAUACCCUCCACACCUUUAUAAAUAAGUGUAUUAAAAGACAAAAGCCCUUGUCCUCUAAAAGCUGUGUUUUGUUUGUACGCAGAACACUAAGGUACCGGGUAUGUGGAACAUGUUUGUCAGUCCUGUCUUUUUGUAACCUACUCUGUGAUUUUGUUUUGAUGUACUCAUUUUUUUAUCAACAUUUUUGGGACACUCAGGGGUGUCCAGUCCUGGAGGGCCAUUAUUCCACUCCAGGUUUAACAGGUGAAAUCAGAUAAUUAACCACUUCAGGGUCUGAGUGCAGGUUUGAUUGGUUGAUUUAUUUAAAGAAUUUAGAACCGGGUUGGAACUAAGACCAGGAGUGGAACUUUGGCCGGCCCUGGUGUAGCCAAAUAAACAAACUCGCCCCAAGCUCUGCUUCAGUAUUCUCUACAAAGCAGCGCUUUGUAAUGAUAAAAAAAAUAUGCUUUUUUGUUUUGUUUUGUUUGUUUUUGGUGGCGACAGGAGAAGAUAAGCUGUAAAAGUGAACCUGCUUGUGCUUUUCAAAACGGUUCUUGCUUUAUAAGUCCUGGUUAGUGAGCGUUGUUUUUUUUUUUUUAUGAAAGAUUAAUUUUAUUUGUACUUUUCUACAAGUUGUUUCAUGUAGUGAAUAUCAUAAUACACUAUUAUUAACUCUUUUAUUUAUACUGAUCUAUCUACUGUUGAUUUUUUAGAAUAAAAAACUAUUUAAA